AUGGAAGUUCUCAAAUAUAUAGCAAUCGUUGGUGUAAUUUUAACAUUGAGUGGCCAAUGCAAUGGACAGCCUGGGGCAGAGGUUCCAUUAAGUUCAUGGAAUAUUAAUGUUUUGAACGAGAUGAGCAAAGACUCAUUGUUUCUUCAUUGUAAGUCUAAAGAUGAUGAUUUAGGUGCACGAAAUUUAGGUAUAAAACAACAAUUUUCAUGGAGUUUCAAGGAGAAUGUAUGGCAAACGACGUUGUAUUGGUGUUAUAUGCACAACGCCAAUAGUCAUGCUUCAUUUAAUGUAUUUUGGCCUGAGAAAUCUGGUUGGCUUGCUUUUAGAUGUCAACCCAGAAACUGCAUUUGGUCUGCUCGAGAUGAUGGAAUUUACUUGAAGACCAACCCUCAUAAUACUUUUGAGCGCAUACAUACUUGGGAACCCGGGAUGUGA
Cucumis melo (muskmelon) is the source of this 435-nucleotide messenger RNA. Its product is annotated as S-protein homolog 1-like. The transcript has a single exon. The record is from RefSeq and is a predicted model, not a curated record. Bases 1 to 435 code for a protein of 144 amino acids. Lineage: Eukaryota; Viridiplantae; Streptophyta; Magnoliopsida; Cucurbitales; Cucurbitaceae.